UCGUCUGUUAUUAUCGCCGGCCGAAAGAACGACAUACACGUCCAUUCAUUUACGUGAAAGAUAAGUCUCUAUACCCAAAGCCAAGAUGCAGUUCACAACUCUCGCCAUCGCCCUCUUGGCCGCCUCCGCCUCCGUCUCCGCCCAGAGCGCGCAGCAGCUCAUCUCCAAGAUCCCGUCCUGCGCGAAGCCCUGCCUCGAUGACGCCUCUACCAAGAUAGGUUGCUCGACCACUGACACGAAGUGCCAGUGCGGCAAGAUCGACGACCUGACCACGCAGGCCAUCGGCUGCGUGUCUACGUCUUGCAGCGCCGACGACUUGACUCAAACCACCAAGCUGAGCGCCGAGAUCUGUGCCGCGAUCGCGUCUGACGCCGGAAGCGCUGCUGCCAGUUCGGCUAUUUCUAGCGCCGGCUCGGCUGCGACUUCUGCCAUUGCCUCUCUGACAGGUGCUACCGCGACAUCGGCCAGCACCAGCGCAACCGCGACCCCGACGACCGGCGCUGGUAACCGGGCCGUUGCCGGUCUCGGGUUUGCCGCUGCCGUGGCUGCUUUAGCACUGUAGGCGAUGGGGCGCGUUGUUGUGAGGUUCCAAGUUGACGGUGGAUUUUUCUUAUGGCGCAAUAGUUAUAUUCUUGGAGCAAUGUGACAAAAAAGUUCAUCGAUACUUGUGGAAAAGCGACAACAUCUGCUUGUUUAUAUCUAUAAUUGUC
Messenger RNA from Annulohypoxylon truncatum, 710 nucleotides. RefSeq lists its product as uncharacterized. NCBI's taxonomy places the organism in Eukaryota, Fungi, Ascomycota, Sordariomycetes, Xylariales, Hypoxylaceae. Bases 86 to 562 code for a protein of 158 amino acids. The transcript is spliced from 2 exons. The record is from RefSeq and is a predicted model, not a curated record.